UUUGCUUUCCCUCGCCUAUUCGCUGUGGCCCAACCUUAUCUCAUAGCCAUUUGCUAGGAGACGGGGUGAAGCCAUCGUCAGCUACUUUCGCUAUUAGCACAAACAGCGGAGCAGGAAGGCGCUUUCUGUCGUGUGGUUGUGUGUCCCCAAGCCCAUGCUUUCAACUCCAAACGCCUACAACCACCAUCCAUCCUCCGUUGUUCGUCCGAACUGUCUUCUGUUUGACUGGACCCACCAUAGCUGAGGUUUCAGUCUAUUCAAAGACCGACUCGUCGCGCAUCGCUCGCCGUUUCUCGCAUCGUCUGCGAUCCUCCGUUACUGGCGACAGAUGUCUUUAAGUAGAUGCUGACGUCAGCGAGCUCUAAGCGCUGCGAGAAUGCUAUGGCAGUGUGGCGGAUCGAGCACAUGACCAUCAGGAACGACUGCAAAGACAAGAUAUGGCGCAUCCUUGCAUCCCUGCCCCCUACCGCUUCCAACAUUAAAUUCUAGGAUUCAAAACCUAAGCUCUUGUGGGAUAACUCCUCCCGCCGACGCCGCCCGUCUCCUCCUCUUUCAUUAUUUUGAAAGGCUGUCUGGCAGCGCCGCUUCAGCCCUAAACGUCCGAUCGAGCGACUCUAGUCUUCACGACACGUCUCGUUCGCAAUCUUAUUCAGCAGGGGGGAAAACGUAUUCACGGUUCUUCUCGUUUCGAGCCGCUCGAGCCCAUCGAUGACUGCACAGGUCGCAUCCAUGUCCGCCGGAGUCGCGUCGCUAACAGUCACCGUGAAAUCCGCAUCGACGUCGGCGAUCAGCGAGGACACUGCUUAUAGCGAGGAUGCCGUCUCCGCCCCGAUCACCGGCGGCAUUCCCGAGGGCCGACCGGUAGAUGCGGCGGGGAUGGGGAUGCUUCCGAACCUGGGUUCGGAGCCGGGAAUGGCGGAUCCCGUGGUUCGGUACACGGUGGCGGAGCAGGUGAAGAAAGGCGAGGAUUUUCACAUGGCGCAUGCCAACUACCGGUUGGGCGGCGUUAAUUGCGGCGUGUAUUGCGUGUUUGACGGCCACAACGGCACCGCGGCCGCCGUGCACUGCAAGAAGGAGCUCUUAGGGUUCGUUAGCGAGCACCUACCAGGGGGGGCGUCGUACAGCGAGGGGGAGGGGGGGAACGAGGGGGAGGUGGGGGAGGUGACGAGUAAACGAAGGGAUGGGGAAGGUGCGGACGUGCCAGAGAGUGGCGGCGGCGGGGGCGGCGGGGAGUCGGAUGAGGGCUUGAGGAAGAGCGGCAGUAGCGGCGGCGGCGGCGGCGGCGGAGGGGGGAGUGGGGGCAAGAGGGAGGCGUGGCUGAAGGCGCUCCCCAUGGCGCUGGCGGAAGGCUUCCUCAAAUGCCACAACACGUUCGCCAUGCGCGGCCAGCCGUCGGGCACGACAGCAACGGUGGCGAUUGUAUCAGGGUGGACGGUGACCGUGGCGGCAGUGGGGGACUCGAGGGCGAUCCUGGAUACCACUGGGGGGGGCGUCACGCCCCUUUCGCUGGACCACCGGUUCGAGGUGUCUGAGGACGAGUGCAACAGAGUGCUCAAGGAGGGCGGCCAGCUGGCGAGGCUCCGGACGUUUGAUGGCAUGCAGCUGGGCCCGCUGCGCAGUUGGCCGGGGGGGCUGUGCGUGUCACGGUCAAUAGGCGAUGUGGAUUGCGGCACGUUCAUCACCCCGCUGCCGCAUGUCAAGCAGAUACAGAUCCCCCAAGUGGGCGGCAGGGUGGUGAUGGCGUCAGACGGGCUGUGGGACGCAGUGGAGUCAGACAAGGCUGCCAGGCGGUGCAGGGGCCUGCCGUGCACCGCUGCUGCUCCGCUGCUCGUCAAGGAGUCCAUCAAGGCCAAGGGCCUGCGGGACGACAUCACUGUGCUGGUGGUGGACCUGCUCGCCGCCUCUGCUGCCGCUGACCCCUCCGCCUGCCCCGUGCCCAAGCCGCCCGGCUCCAAGUCCUUCUUCGCCAAAUUUAGGAGCAAGAGCUACUCCAGCUCUCUCUCCAAGUCCUCAAAGAAACUAGACAGCAAGCCACUAACGACUCCAACCGCCAACCCCCGUAGCAACCCCUGGGACCAGCGCGUCCCCUAUAUAAUGAACGACCACGACUCCAUAAGAGGCGGCGACCUGUUUGAGCGGUACCAGAACAGCUCGGUGCACUCGGCGGGGAAUUUCUGUGCGGUUUGCGGGCAGCAGAUUGAUAAUUCUGAGAAUGCCGAGGCAAGCGUGCGAGCCGGGAACAGGAUGUGCUCACGACAUGCAAAAUGUGGGUGAGGGGAUGGGGUGUGAGUGCAUGAGGAGUGUCAUGGGGACGUGCUGCUAACGAGAGGAACAAGGACAGGGUGCUCACGCUUAGGCAAGGUGCGCUUGCAGCAGUUGGUGUGGUUGUAGCACACUAUUCAACUGCUAAGUGGGCGCAUGAGAGGGUAAGGUUGGGGUCACCCAACGGGUCUAAUAUGGGUGAUGCAAGAAACUGUUAUUUCCGAGUUUCUGCCAGGCAAGGCUGGUGGUUGUGGUGAUGGGUGUUGUGACUUUGAACGCACGAGAUGAUGUAUUGGUUUCAGUAUUCUAUGAACAUGUGGCUACCGUUGUAGCUUUAUUACACGGAACUAAAAGACUGGAUUAUUU
This is a messenger RNA of Closterium sp. NIES-67, 2628 nucleotides long. The record is from the annotation of a GenBank genome assembly. NCBI's taxonomy places the organism in Eukaryota, Viridiplantae, Streptophyta, Zygnematophyceae, Desmidiales, Closteriaceae.